Molecule: messenger RNA, 1257 nt
Organism: Sungouiella intermedia
Lineage: Eukaryota; Fungi; Ascomycota; Pichiomycetes; Serinales; Metschnikowiaceae
Source: the annotation of a GenBank genome assembly
AUGCCGUCUAUUCCUGAACCAAUAUCGAAUUCAAAUAUUUGUGGCGAGAUAACUAUGCUAUCUUUGUCAACGAACUUGAAUCCACGUGGUGUCGUGAAAGCUGGAGAAAUCAUCGAAGAGACAGAUGAGGUCGAAGCCACUGACAGCUCUGGAGAAGAGGUACACGAGUCGGAAGAAAAGGUGCUUUUGGACAAAAUAUCAUCUGCUUUUGAAGUUAAGACCACUAGCUACGGUGGUCGUGGAUGCUUUGCACAUGGUGCUAUCUCCAAAGGUACAAGUAUUCUUACUGCUAGGAGACCCAUAGGAAGUGCCGUGACCCGUGCGUUCCGUAAGGAGGUAUGCACCUGGUGUUUCACUUACAUGGAUGGAAGAACCCUAAAAUAUAAGAUACAGCAGAAAAUAUACUUUUGUUCGGAGAAAUGCCAGAAUGAGUUUUGCAACUAUGACCCAGACAGUAUAUUGGCAGACACACUAGUACGCAUGGAAGACUUGUACGUCAGGUGUCAGGGAGAUAUUGACGAGAAUGGAGUUCCAGAAAGCGAAGAAGAACUUCUUCGUGUCAUGGAUGACAAAUGGGCUGAGGUCACUGAAUGGGAAUCCAAAAUCUCGAAAAUGAAGCCUACUAAGCGAUUCCGCCAGCUUCCAACUGUCACCUCCGAUGAUUACACGGAGAUCAGAUACAUUAUCAUGACACUAUACAACUACUAUCGGGAAGAAAAGUCCACAUAUAUGACCAAACUGCUUAUAUCAGAUAUGGAUGAAGACGAGCAAUUGACCUUCGAGAAGAAAGUCUUGGAAAUCCUUUAUUCCAGCGAAAUAGAUAAGGUCAAACGUUACCCGUACCUUCUUAUUGCAUAUAUUAACAUCUAUAAGUUUGUGAGAUUGGUCAUUCCGCAUGAAUUCCUUCCAUUCACAAAUCCACAGAAGGUCCGCAAUAUCAUUGGCAGGAACCUCACCAAUGCAUUUGGAGUCUGGUCACCAACCACGCAAGAGAACGAAGAGCGUGAAUUCUUUGGGUUUGGAGUCUAUCCGUCUGGUUCGUUCUUUAACCACUCUUGUAGGUGCAACGUGACGAAAAUCAGAGACGGAGCAAGUUACGAAUAUGUCACUACUGAAGACAUUGAGCCAGGCACAGAAUUAUGCAUCAGUUAUGGAAUCAGACCGGAGGAUUCAGUUGAAGUGCGUAGAGAAGCAUUGGGUGAGUGGUUUUUCAUUUGUGGAUGCACUAGAUGUGUUGAAGAAAGCUCAAAAGAUUAA